Messenger RNA from Patiria miniata (bat star), 2457 nucleotides. RefSeq names its product deleted in malignant brain tumors 1 protein-like. NCBI's taxonomy places the organism in Eukaryota, Metazoa, Echinodermata, Asteroidea, Valvatida, Asterinidae. The transcript has 11 exons. The record is from RefSeq and is a predicted model, not a curated record. Gene Ontology annotation, cellular component: membrane. Bases 16 to 2457 code for a protein of 813 amino acids.
ACGACUUCCGCUCUCAUGUCCCCAUCAAUGGACGACCAUAAACAAGCUGGCACUACUGAAUACCCCCGCGAUGAUCUUACAACUGACUCGCCAACUCAAGAAACACCAACGACUGCCGCUCUUACGUCCCCAUCAAUGGACGACCAUACACAAGCUGUCACUACUGAAUACUCCCGUGACGAUCUAACGACAACCAACUCGCCAACUCAAGAAUCAUCAACGACUGCCGCUCUUAUGUCGCCAUCAACGGACGAGUACACACAAGCUGGCACAACUGAAUAUCCCCGUGACGAUCUAACAACUGACUCGCCAUCUCUAGUUCGUCUACGGGACGGAGGGUCCAUCUACGAAGGCCGAGUGGAGGUCUACGUUAACGGGGAGUGGGGCACCGUGUGCGACGACCUUUGGGACCUGAACGACGCCAACGUGAUCUGCCGUGAGCUGGGCUUCGGAGUGGCCCUAAGGGUGGCCUCGGAGGCAAAGUAUGGGCCUGGACAGGGACCGAUACAGAUGGACAAUGUGGAAUGCACUGGGCCAGAGAGUUCCAUCUUUCGCUGCUCGCAUCGUGGGGCAGAGGACCACAACUGUGAACACUCGGAAGAUGCCGGAGUGGAGUGCUCCGAGCCUACGUCAGUUCGUCUACGGGACGGAGGGUCCGUCUACGAAGGCCGAGUAGAGGUCUACACUGACGGCCAGUGGGUCACCGUGUGCGACCACAGUUGGGACCUGAACGAAGCCAACGUGGUCUGCCGUCAGCUGCGCUUCGGAGCUGCCGUAACGGUGGCCUCGGACGCAACGUACGGACCUGGACAGGGACCGAUACAGAUGGACGAUGUGGAAUGCACGGGGCAAGAGAGUUCCAUCUUUCUCUGUUCUCAUGCUUGGGUACAGCGGGACAACUGUGGACACUCGGAAGAUGCUGGGGUUGAGUGCUCAGUGCCUAGAGUUCGUCUACGGGACGGAGGGUCCAUCUACGAAGGCCGAGUGGAGGUCUACGUUAACGGGGAGUGGGGCACGGUGUGCGACGACCUUUGGGAUCUGAACGACGCCAACGUGAUCUGCCGUGAGCUGGGCUUCGGAGUGGCCCUAAGGGUGGCCUCGGAGGCAAAGUAUGGGCCUGGACAGGGACCGAUACAGAUGGACAAUGUGGAAUGCACUGGGCAAGAGAGUUCCAUCUUUCGCUGCUCGCAUCGUGGGGCAGAGGACCACAACUGUGAACACUCGGAAGAUGCUGGAGUGGAGUGCUCCGAGCCUACGUCAGUUCGUCUACGGGACGGAGGGUCCGUCUACGAAGGCCGAGUAGAGGUCUACACUGACGGCCAGUGGGUCACCGUGUGCGACCACAGUUGGGACCUGAACGAAGCCAACGUGGUCUGCCGUCAGCUGCGCUUCGGAGCUGCCGUAACGGCGGCCUCGGACGCAAAGUACGGACCUGGACAGGGACCGAUACAGAUGGACGAUGUGGAAUGCACGGGGCAAGAGAGUUCCAUCUUUCUCUGUUCUCAUGCUUGGGUACAGCGGGACAACUGUGGACACUCGGAAGAUGCUGGGGUUGAGUGCUCAGUGCCUAGAGUUCGUCUGCGGAACGGAGGGUCCAUCUACGAAGGCCGAGUGGAGAUCUACGUUAACGGCGAGUGGGGCACCGUGUGCGACGACAAUUGGGGCCUGAACGACGCCAACGUGAUCUGCCGUGAGCUGGGCUUCGGAGUGGCCGUGACGGCGGUGCCGAGGGCCGCGUACGGCUAUGGAGUGGGACCGAUACAGAUGGACGAUGUGGAAUGCACGGGGCAAGAGAGUUCCAUAUUUCACUGCUCGCAUCUUGGGGUAGGGAACCACAACUGUAGGCACUCCGAAGAUGCCGGGGUGGAGUGCUCCGAGCCUACAGCCAUUGAAUCAGCUGCACCAUCCACGGAAUUGACAGAAACAACAGCACUUGUAAAGAGCCUAGCACCAGUAACUACACGACCGAUUACUAGGACCGAAGCCAUUGAAUCAGCUGCACCAUCCACAGAGUUGACGGAAACAACAGCACCUGCAAGGAGCCUAGCACCCGUAGCUACACUUCCGAUUACCAAGACCGAAGCAGGAACUGAUAGCAGGACAGUUCUUAUCCCAGUCCUUACUGUCGUCAUUAUCUUGAUUAUCCUGGCUGUUAUUGUGGCAAUAUUUUUUCUGCGUCAUCUAAAAGGUAGAAGUCAACCAGCAGGAGAGCUAGAACUGGUGGGUGUAAUCAAUCAUGAUUAUGAGAAAUGUUUGAGCAUUGACUCACGCAUGUCCUACACAACAUGCAUUCUUAUCUUUCAAUUUCACACAUCCAUAUUAAUUCAUUACCCUCCACAACACAGUAAUAACUCAUUUGUAAUGUUGAAGUUGGCACACUCUGAUUUAACCCUAAAGGUGCCGGGGGCGCCCCCCCCCCUCCCCCUCGGCCUCUUUUUCCUCGAUAGCCUUAAUUAA